UUGACAAAAAAGAAAGAGGAAUGAGAGAAAGGGAACCAGAAGAGAGAGAGAGGCUGUCGGUGAAAGGAGAGAGUGGUACAGAGGAAAAUCGGGGAUUGAACAGGGAGGUCGACGAAGGAAGAUAUUGGCGGAAGUCGAGAGUCUAGGGUAGAGGAGACAGUGCGAGGAGCGUCGCUACAGCCAACAUCCUCAGUCGAAAUCAAGAAUCAGGUAAAGCAAGAGCAAGAGCAAGAUGUACAGGAGACAGGCCACACUACUUUAGGUGUGCAGCAGUAAAUUUUAUUGCUGAAAUUCUACUAUACAUGGAAAUGAUGCAUGCACACUUGAGACAGGGGACAUGUGAAUGAGAAAGCUUGUGAAUAACACCUUGCCUCUCACCUAGGAUACGUGUUACAUAGAAUCUUGGGAACCCAAUUCUCAAUCUUCAGGUCUUAGAUCUGGAAAAUGGACAAGGUUGUGGAGGCAGUGGAGAUGACAAAGAGGGAAUGGGGAGAGACAUACGUGAAGACCGAGGAACACAUAAAAGCAAUCCAAGAUUAUGGGAAAUCAAUAAAUAGAGAGGGAGGAGAGAAGAAUUCACUUCAGAGAUUGAAUGGGCUAGCCCAAGGGCUUGCUCUCCUUAAUUCUUUGGAGUUCAACUUUGCUCUCGCUCCACAGCUCCCUUCCGAUGACAAGAUCUUAAUUCAUAUUUGUUUGAAUUUUAUUUCUUAUCUCUGAUGCCGGUAUAAAUUUGUGCACAGUUUGCGAUUGAAUCUAAGGAAUGCUAAUUUGCAAGCAAAGGCUAACAUGAGGAAAACUGCUCAGGAAGAGAGAGAACUUCUAUUGGGUGGUGGUGGGGAGUCUACAAUUCGCAGGCGUAACUUACAGACUAAGGCUGGAAUUUCAUUAGCUGCAGAAAGUAUAACGGAUAGCCUUCGUCGCACCCGUCAGUUGAUGGUUCAGGAGGUGGAGAGAAGUGCAAGCACACUCAUGACUUUCGAGGAAUCUACUGGAGUUUUGAAGAAGGCAGAAAGUGAAUACAAGGGACACCGCUCAUUGCUGAUGCGAACACGAAAUUUACUUUCCACAAUGCAACGUCAAGACAUUAUUGAUAGGGUGAUUCUCAUAGUGGGAUUUCUCUUGUUCUCCUGUGCUGUUCUGUAUGUUGUUUCCAAGCGUAUUGGGAUAUUGACACUACAGAGGAAGGUUACUGCUGCCCUAAAGGCUGGAAUGGCAAGUAAAGCAGGGAUUGGACAAGGAGCUGCUGAAGGUGGUAGGGAUCCUCGCCGAAUCCCUGAUAACAUAGUUAGGGAAUUGGAGGUUCCUCUGGGACAACCCAUGCAUGAUGAACUUUGAAGCUCUAUUAUCUGUGCAAAAUUAGGGUUUUGUAAGCUUUUCUGUGAGAAACUAGCAAUAGAUAUUUGCGGCUUUUCUCAUCGUUAAUAUGUUUUACAUGUAAAUCAUUCUGGUGAAAUGCAGAUUCUCUUUUCUGAAUA
Carica papaya (papaya) is the source of this 1475-nucleotide messenger RNA. Lineage: Eukaryota; Viridiplantae; Streptophyta; Magnoliopsida; Brassicales; Caricaceae. The record is from RefSeq and is a predicted model, not a curated record.